Molossus molossus (Pallas's mastiff bat) is the source of this 9029-nucleotide messenger RNA. It is a transcript of the gene CELSR2, whose product is annotated as cadherin EGF LAG seven-pass G-type receptor 2. Bases 1 to 8784 code for a protein of 2927 amino acids. The transcript is spliced from 34 exons. The record is from RefSeq and is a predicted model, not a curated record. Gene Ontology annotation, biological process: cell surface receptor signaling pathway; homophilic cell-cell adhesion; G protein-coupled receptor signaling pathway. Gene Ontology annotation, molecular function: calcium ion binding; G protein-coupled receptor activity. Gene Ontology annotation, cellular component: plasma membrane. Lineage: Eukaryota; Metazoa; Chordata; Mammalia; Chiroptera; Molossidae.
AUGCGCAGCCGGGCGGCCCGCACCCGCCUUCCCACGCAGCUGCCGCCGCCGCCGCCGCUGCCGCCGCCGCCGCUGCUGCCGCUGCUGCUGCUGCUGCUGCUGCUUCCGCCACUACUGGGAGACCAAGUGGGGCCCUGUCGUUCCCUGGGGACCGGAGGACGGGGCUCCUCCGGGGCCUGCGCCCCCGUGGGCUGGCUCUGUCCGGCCUCAGCCUCGAACCUCUGGCUCUACACCAGCCGCUGCAGGGAUGCGGGGACCGAGCUGACUGGCCAUCUGGUGCCACAUCACGAUGGGCUGAGGGUCUGGUGUCCAGAAUCCGGGGCCCACAUCCCCCUGCCGCCAGCCCCCGAAGGCUGCCCCUGGCGCUGUCACCUCCUGGGCAUUGGAGGCCACGUUUCCCCACAGGGCAAGCUCACCCUGCCCCAUGAGCACCCGUGCUUGAAGGCCCCCAGGCUGAGAUGCCAGUCCUGCAAGCUGUUGCAGACCCCAGGGUUCAGGGCAGGGGAAAGGUCAGCAGAAGAAUCCCCGGGCGGGCGUCGGAAAAGGAAUGUAAAUACAGCACCCCAGUUCCAGCCCCCCAGCUACCAGGCUACAGUGCCUGAGAACCAGCCAGCAGGUACCCCUGUGGCAUCCCUGCGGGCCAUUGACCCAGAUGAGGGUGAAGCAGGUCGGCUUGAGUACACCAUGGAUGCCCUCUUCGAUAGCCGCUCCAACCAUUUCUUCUCCCUGGACCCCAUCACUGGCGCUGUAACCACAGCUGAGGAGCUGGAUCGAGAGACCAAGAGCACCCACGUGUUCAGGGUCACUGCGCAGGAUCACGGCAUGCCCCGACGCAGUGCCCUGGCCACACUCACAAUCUUGGUGACGGACACCAAUGAUCAUGACCCUGUUUUUGAGCAGCAGGAAUAUAAGGAGAGCCUCAGGGAAAACCUGGAGGUUGGCUAUGAGGUGCUUACUGUCAGAGCCACGGAUGGUGACGCCCCUCCCAAUGCCAAUAUUCUGUAUCGCCUGCUGGAGGGGCCUGGGGGCAGCCCCUCAGAAGUCUUUGAGAUUGACCCUCGUUCUGGGGUGAUCCGAACCCGUGGCCCUGUGGAUAGGGAAGAGGUGGAAUCCUACCAGUUGACAGUGGAAGCAAGUGACCAGGGUCGGGACCCCAGUCCACGGAGUGCCACAGCCGCCGUUUUCUUGUCUGUGGAGGAUGACAAUGAUAAUGCACCCCAGUUCAGUGAGAAGCGCUACGUGGUCCAGGUGCGAGAGGAUGUGACCCCGGGGGCCCCAGUACUCAGAGUCACAGCCUCAGAUCGAGACAAGGGCAGCAACGCCCUGGUGCAUUACAGCAUCAUGAGUGGCAAUGCUCGGGGACAGUUUUACCUGGAUGCCCAGACUGGGGCUCUGGAUGUGGUGAGCCCUCUUGACUAUGAGACGACUAAGGAGUACACCCUACGGGUUCGGGCACAGGAUGGUGGCCGCCCCCCGCUCUCCAAUGUCUCUGGCCUGGUAACAGUGCAGGUCCUAGAUAUCAAUGACAAUGCUCCCAUCUUUGUCAGCACCCCCUUCCAGGCUACUGUCCUGGAGAGUGUCCCCUUAGGCUACCUGGUUCUCCAUAUCCAGGCCAUUGACGCUGAUGCUGGUGACAAUGCCCGCCUGGAAUACUGCCUCGCUGGGGUUGGGAUUGACUUCCCCUUCACCAUCAACAAUGGCACAGGUUGGAUCUCUGUGGCUGCUGAGCUGGACCGGGAGGAAGUUGAUUUCUAUAGCUUUGGGGUGGAAGCCCGAGACCAUGGCACCCCAGCACUCACUGCCUCGGCCAGUGUGAGUGUGACUAUCCUGGAUGUUAAUGACAACAACCCGACCUUUACCCAACCAGAGUACACGGUGCGGCUCAAUGAGGAUGCAGCUGUGGGCACCAGUGUGGUGACCGUGUCAGCCGUGGACCGUGAUGCCCACAGCGUUAUCACCUACCAGAUCACCAGUGGCAAUACCCGGAACCGCUUCUCCAUCACCAGCCAGAGUGGUGGUGGGCUGGUGUCCCUCGCUCUGCCACUGGACUAUAAACUUGAGCGGCAAUAUGUGCUGGCUGUCACUGCCUCCGACGGCACGAGGCAGGACACAGCACAGGUAGUGGUCAAUGUCACUGAUGCCAACACCCAUCGUCCGGUCUUUCAGAGCUCCCACUAUACGGUGAAUGUUAAUGAGGAUCGGCCAGCAGGCACCACAGUGGUGCUGAUCAGUGCCACAGACGAGGACACAGGUGAGAAUGCCCGCAUCACCUACUUUAUGGAAGAUAGCAUCCCUCAGUUCCGUAUCGACGCAGACACAGGGGCUGUCACGACUCAAGCAGAGCUGGACUAUGAGGACCAGGUAUCCUACACCCUGGCCAUCACUGCCCGGGACAAUGGCAUUCCCCAGAAGUCUGACACCACCUACCUGGAGAUCCUGGUGAAUGAUGUGAAUGACAAUGCCCCUCAGUUCCUACGAGACUCCUACCAGGGCAGCAUCUAUGAGGAUGUGCCCCCUUUCACCAGUGUCCUGCAGAUCUCAGCCACUGACCGUGACUCUGGCCUUAAUGGCAGGGUCUUCUACACCUUUCAAGGGGGCGAUGAUGGAGAUGGUGACUUUAUCGUCGAGUCCACGUCGGGCAUUGUGCGGACACUUCGGAGGCUGGAUCGUGAGAAUGUGGCCCAGUACAUCUUGCGGGCAUAUGCAGUGGACAAAGGCAUGCCUCCAGCCCGCACACCCAUGGAAGUGACGGUCACUGUGUUGGACGUGAACGAUAAUCCACCUGUCUUUGAGCAGGAUGAGUUUGAUGUAUUUGUGGAAGAGAACAGCCCCAUUGGGCUGGCCGUGGCCCGGGUCACAGCUACAGACCCUGAUGAAGGCACCAAUGCCCAGAUCAUGUACCAGAUUGUAGAGGGCAACAUCCCUGAGGUCUUCCAGCUGGACAUCUUCUCAGGGGAGCUAACUGCUCUGGUGGACCUGGACUACGAGGACCGGCCUGAAUACAUCCUGGUCAUUCAGGCCACAUCGGCUCCCCUGGUGAGCAGGGCCACAGUCCACGUCCGCCUACUUGACCGCAACGACAACCCUCCAGUGCUAGGCAACUUUGAAAUCCUUUUUAACAACUAUGUCACCAACCGCUCCAGCAGCUUCCCCGGGGGUGCCAUCGGCCGUGUGCCUGCCCAUGACCCUGACAUCUCAGACAGCUUGACUUACAGCUUUGAACGGGGAAAUGAACUCAGCUUGGUGUUGCUCAAUUCCUCCACCGGGGAGCUGAGGUUGAGCCGGGCCCUGGACAACAAUCGUCCUCUGGAGGCCAUCAUGAGCGUGCUGGUUUCAGAUGGUGUGCACAGUGUGACUGCCCAGUGCGCACUGCGCGUCACCAUCAUCACGGAUGAGAUGCUCACGCACAGCAUCACGCUGCGCCUGGAGGACAUGUCGCCGGAGCGCUUCCUGUCGCCGCUGCUGGGCCUCUUCAUCCAGGCCGUGGCGGCCACGUUGGCCACGCCCCCCGACCACGUGGUGGUUUUCAACGUGCAGCGGGACACGGACGCCCCUGGCGGCCACAUCCUCAACGUGAGCCUGUCGGUGGGCCAGCCGCCGGGUCCUGGGGGCGGGCCGCCCUUCCUGCCCUCGGAGGACCUGCAGGAGCGCCUGUACCUCAACCGCAGCCUGCUGACCGCCAUCUCGGCCCAGCGCGUGCUGCCCUUCGACGACAACAUCUGCCUGCGCGAGCCCUGCGAGAACUACAUGCGCUGCGUGUCUGUGCUGCGCUUCGACUCCUCGGCGCCCUUCAUCGCCUCCUCGUCCGUGCUCUUCCGACCCAUCCAUCCCGUGGGGGGGCUGCGCUGCCGCUGCCCGCCUGGCUUCACGGGCGACUACUGCGAGACCGAGGUGGACCUCUGCUACUCGCGGCCCUGCGGACCCCACGGGCGCUGCCGCAGCCGCGAGGGCGGCUACACCUGCCUCUGCCGCGACGGCUACACGGGUGAGCACUGUGAGGUGAGUGCCCGCUCAGGCCGCUGCAGUCCAGGUGUCUGCAAGAAUGGGGGCACCUGUGUUAACCUGCUGGUAGGUGGCUUCAAGUGCGACUGCCCGUUGGGAGACUUCGAGAAGCCCUACUGCCAGGUGACCACACGCAGCUUCCCUGCUCGCUCCUUCAUCACCUUCCGUGGCCUGCGCCAGCGCUUCCACUUCACCCUGGCCCUCUCGUUUGCCACCAAGGAGCGUGACGGGCUACUGCUAUACAAUGGGCGCUUCAAUGAGAAGCAUGAUUUUGUGGCCCUCGAGGUGAUCCAGGAACAGAUCCAGCUCACCUUCUCUGCAGGGGAGUCGACCACCACCGUGUCCCCAUUCGUGCCCGGAGGGGUCAGUGAUGGCCAGUGGCACACAGUACAGCUGAAGUACUACAAUAAGCCACUAUUGGGCCAGACAGGACUCCCUCAGGGCCCAUCAGAACAGAAGGUGGCCGUGGUGACCGUGGAUAGCUGUGACACAGGGGUGGCCCUGCGCUUCGGAGCUGUGCUGGGCAACUACUCCUGUGCUGCCCAGGGUACCCAGGGUGGCAGCAAGAAGUCUCUGGAUCUGACAGGGCCCCUGCUGCUGGGUGGGGUGCCUGACCUGCCUGAGAGCUUCCCUGUCCGGACGCGGCACUUCGUGGGCUGCAUCCGGAACCUGCAAGUGGACAGUCGGCACGUGGACAUGGCCGACUUCAUCGCCAACAACGGCACCGUGCCUGGCUGCCCUGCCAAGAAGAACGUGUGUGACAGCAACACUUGCCACAAUGGAGGCACCUGUGUGAACCAGUGGGAGGUGUUCAGCUGCGAGUGCCCUCUGGGCUUCGGGGGGAAAAGCUGUGCCCAGGAAAUGUCCAACCCACAGCGCUUCCUGGGCAGCAGCCUGGUGGCCUGGCAUGGUCUCUCGUUGCCCAUCUCCCAGCCCUGGCACCUCAGCCUCAUGUUCCGCACACGCCAGGCCAACGGUGUCCUGCUGCAGGCUGUCACCAGGGGGCGAAGCACCAUCACCCUGCAGCUGCGAGAGGGCCAUGUGGUGUUGAGUGUGGAGGGUACGGGGCUCCAGGCUUCAUCUCUCCGCCUGGAGCCAGGCCGGGCCAAUGACGGUGACUGGCACCAUGCACAGCUGGCACUCGGAGCCAGCGGGGGACCUGGCCAUGCCAUCCUGUCCUUUGACUAUGGGCAGCAGCAGGCAGAGGGAAACCUGGGCCCCCGGCUGCACGGGCUGCACCUGAGCAACAUCACGGUGGGAGGAGUGCCUGGGCCAGCCAGUGGUGUGGCUCGAGGCUUCCGGGGCUGUUUGCAGGGUGUGCGGGUGAGCGAGACGCCCAAGGGUGUUAGUAGUCUGGAUCCCAGCCGCGGGGAAAGCGUCAAUGUGGAGCCGGGCUGUAGCCUGCCAGAUCCCUGUGACUCAAACCCAUGUCCUGCCAACAGCUAUUGCAGCGAUGACUGGGACAGCUAUUCCUGCAGCUGUGAUCCAGGUUACUAUGGUGACAACUGUACUAAUGUGUGUGACCUGAACCCAUGUGAGCACCAGUCCACGUGUAUCCGAAAGCCUAGUGCCCCCCAUGGCUACACCUGCGAGUGUCCCCAAAAUUAUCUUGGGCCAUACUGUGAGACCAGGAUUGACCAGCCUUGCCCCCGAGGCUGGUGGGGACACCCCACGUGCGGCCCAUGCAACUGUGAUGUCAGCAAAGGCUUCGACCCAGACUGCAACAAGACAAGUGGCGAGUGCCACUGCAAGGAGAACCAUUACCGGCCCCCUGGCAGCCCCACCUGCCUCCUGUGCGACUGCUACCCUACGGGCUCCUUGUCCCGAGUCUGUGACCCCGAGGAUGGCCAGUGUCCGUGCAAGCCGGGUGUCAUUGGGCGCCAGUGUGACCACUGUGACAACCCUUUUGCUGAGGUCACCACCAAUGGCUGUGAAGUGAAUUACGACAGCUGCCCGCGGGCCAUUGAGGCUGGGAUCUGGUGGCCCCGUACCCGCUUCGGGCUCCCUGCUGCUGCCCCCUGCCCCAGAGGCUCCUUUGGGACUGCUGUGCGCCACUGUGACGAGCACAGGGGCUGGCUCCCCCCAAACCUCUUCAACUGCACAUCAAUCACCUUCUCAGAGCUGAAGGGCUUUGCGGAGCGGCUGCAGCGGAACGAGUCGGGCCUGGACUCCGGGCGCUCCCAGCGGCUGGCCCUGCUUCUGCGCAAUGCCACACAGCACACAGCUGGCUACUUCGGCAGCGAUGUCAAGGUGGCCUACCAGCUGGCCACACGGCUGCUGGCCCACGAGAGUGCCCAGCGGGGCUUUGGGCUGUCGGCCACACAGGACGUGCACUUCACCGAGAAUCUGCUGCGGGUGGGCAGUGCCCUCCUGGACGCGGCCAACAAGCGGCACUGGGAGCUGAUCCAGCAGACAGAGGGCGGCACGGCCUGGCUGCUCCAGCACUAUGAGGCCUACGCCAGCGCCCUGGCCCAGAACAUGCGGCACACCUACCUAAGCCCCUUCACCAUCGUCACGCCCAACAUUGUCAUCUCUGUAGUUCGCUUGGACAAGGGAAAUUUCGCUGGGGCCAAGCUGCCCCGCUACGAGGCGCUGAGGGGGGAGCGGCCCCCGGACCUAGAGACAAUGGUCAUUCUGCCCGAGUCUGUCUUCAGAGAAGCACCCCCCGUGGUCAGGCCCGCAGGCCCUGGAGAGGCCCAGGAGCCAGAGGAGCUGGCACGGCGUCAGCGGCGGCACCCAGAGCUGAGCCACGGUGAGGCUGUGGCCAGUGUUAUCAUCUAUCGCACUCUGGCUGGGCUGCUGCCCCAUAACUAUGACCCGGACAAACGCAGCCUGAGGGUUCCCAAACGUCCUGUCAUCAAUACGCCUGUGGUGAGCAUCAGUGUCCAUGACGAUGAAGAGCUUCUGCCCCGCGCCCUGGACAAGCCAGUCACUGUGCAGUUCCGGCUCCUGGAGACAGAGGAGCGAACCAAGCCCAUCUGUGUCUUCUGGAACCAUUCGAUCCUGGUCAGUGGCACAGGUGGCUGGUCAGCCCGAGGCUGUGAAGUCGUCUUCCGAAACGAGAGCCAUGUCAGCUGCCAGUGCAACCACAUGACAAGCUUCGCUGUGCUCAUGGAUGUGUCCCGACGGGAGAAUGGGGAGAUUCUGCCACUGAAGACACUGACAUAUGUGGCCCUAGGGGUCACCUUGGCUGCCCUGUUGCUCACCUUCCUCUUCCUCACUCUCCUGCGUGCCCUGCGCUCCAACCAGCACGGCAUCCGGCGGAACCUGACUGCUGCUCUGGGCCUGGCUCAGCUGGUCUUCCUCCUGGGAAUCAACCAGGCUGACCUCCCUUUCGCUUGCACAGUCAUCGCCAUCCUGCUGCACUUCCUGUUCCUCUGCACCUUCUCCUGGGCUCUGCUGGAGGCCUUGCACCUGUACCGGGCGCUCACCGAGGUGCGCGACGUCAAUGCUGGCCCCAUGCGCUUCUACUACAUGCUGGGCUGGGGUGUGCCUGCCUUCAUCACAGGUCUAGCCGUGGGCCUGGACCCUGAGGGCUACGGGAACCCCGACUUCUGUUGGCUCUCCAUCUAUGAUACCCUCAUCUGGAGUUUCGCUGGCCCCGUGGCCUUUGCUGUCUCGAUGAGUGUCUUCCUGUACAUCCUGGCGGCCCGGGCAUCCUGUGCUGCCCAUCGGCAGGGCUUUGAGAAGAAAGGCCCUGUCUCAGGCCUGAGGCCCUCCUUUGCUGUCCUCCUGCUGCUGAGUGCCGCGUGGCUGCUGGCACUGCUCUCCGUCAACAGUGACACCCUCCUCUUCCACUACCUCUUUGCUGCCUGCAACUGCAUCCAGGGCCCCCUCAUCUUCCUCUCCUACGUGGUGCUUAGCAAGGAGGUCCGGAAAGCUCUCAAGUUUGCCUGCAGCCAUAAGCCGAGCCCGGACCCUGCUCUGACCACCAAGUCUACCCUGACCUCGUCCUACAACUGCCCCAGCCCAUAUGCAGAUGGCCGGCUGUACCAGCCCUAUGGAGACUCAGCUGGCUCUCUGCACAGCGCCAGCCGCUCGGGCAAGAGUCAACCCAGCUACAUCCCCUUCUUGCUGAGGGAGGAGUCCACAAUGAACCCUGGUCAAGGGCCCCCUGGCCUGGGGGACCCAAGCAGCCUAUUCCUGGAAGGUCAAGACCAGCAGCAUGAUCCUGACACAGAUUCUGACAGUGACCUGUCCCUAGAAGAUGACCAGAGUGGCUCCUAUGCCUCUACUCACUCGUCAGACAGCGAAGAGGAGGAGGAAGAAGAGGAGGCAGUCGCCUUCCCUGGAGAGCCAGGCUGGGACAGCCUGCUGGGGCCCGGAGCCGAGAGACCACCCCUGCACAGUACCCCCAAGGAUGGGGUCCCAGGGGCCGGGAAGGUCCCCUGGCCAGACUUUGGGACCACAGCAAAGGAAAGUGGUAGCAAUGGGAUCUCUGAGGAGCGGCCUCGGGAGAAUGGAGAUGCCCUGCCUUGGGAGGGGUCCCUGGGCCCCCUCCCAGGCCUUUCUGCCCAACCUCACAAAGGCAUCCUCAAGAAGAAAUGUCUGCCCACCAUCAGUGAGAAGAGCAGUCUCCUACGGCUACCCCUGGAACAGGGCACAGCGUCUUCUCGGGGCUCCUCAGCCAGCGAGGGCAGCCGGGGCGGGCCCCCUCCCCGCCCACCACCCCGACAGAGUCUCCAGGAGCAGCUGAAUGGGGUCAUGCCCAUUGCCAUGAGCAUCAAGGCAGGAACGGUGGAUGAGGACUCAUCAGGCUCCGACGAUGAAACGUCCAUCUGAGGAGCCUGGGCCUUGCCAGGAGGGGCACCCACCCCACCCAAGGCCAUCUAGUGCCAACUCCCUCCCCCACCAACCCCCUCACUGCACUUUGGACCCCUGGGGCCAACAUCUCCAAGACAAAGUUUUUCAGAAAAGCGGAAAAAACGAAUUUAAAAAAGGAUCUCCACUCUUCAUGACUUCAGGGAUUAAUUUUUUUUAUAUGCUGGAAACUGACUCCCCAUUCCCUUCCCAAAGAGGAUAGGACC